AUGGCUCCUAAGAAUAAGGGAAAGGGAGGUAAGAACAGACGUCGCGGAAAGGGAGGACGCGGUGACGUCAAACGUGAGCUCGAAUUCAAAGAGGACGGUCAGGAGUAUGGCCAGGUAUUGAAAAUGCUCGGUCAAGGCCGUGUCGAGCUACAAUGUUUCGACGGUGUAAAGCGACUCGGCCAUAUUCGGGGUAAGAUGCGCAAGCGUGUAUGGAUCCAGAUCGGUGACAUCGUUCUGGCAUCCCUCCGUGAUUUCCAGGAUGAGAAGUGUGAUAUUAUCCUUAAAUACAACGUCGAUGAGGCCCGUGCUCUGAAGCAACAUAAGGAGAUACCGGACAACAUCAAGAUCAAUGAGACUGACUUAAUGGGGAAUGAGGAAGGAUUCUCUGAUGAUGGGGUCGAGUUCGCUGAAGAUGGUGAUGAUGAAGAGGAUACAGGCAACCUGUUGGCCCCUCCCUCUGCUGCUGCUACCAACCUCACUAAAGCGGAUAUUGACGAUAUCUAA
Molecule: messenger RNA, 504 nt
Organism: Perkinsus marinus ATCC 50983
Lineage: Eukaryota; Perkinsozoa; Perkinsida; Perkinsidae
Product: eukaryotic translation initiation factor 1A, X-chromosomal, putative
Exons: 6
Coding region: 1-504 (167 amino acids)
Biological process (GO): translational initiation
Cellular component (GO): cytoplasm
Molecular function (GO): RNA binding; translation initiation factor activity
Source: RefSeq, a predicted model, not a curated record